GGAAGACUGUCUUCGAAUAUAAGAAGCGAUGGUUCUCCCAGUUCUUCUUAGGUUUUUUUUUUAUCAUCCGCAACCAGAUCCAUCUUUCCAAACAGGUCAACCAUCAUCUCUGCUUCUUACACAUCCACCGAGCCUUCAAGUUCCUGAAAGUCCAAAAUACAAUCAAAAUGCAGCUAUCUACCUUCUUCGUCACCUUCCUGGCUACCGCCGUCCUCGCCAAUCCUACCAAGCGUGGAUACGCAGGUAGUGAUGCUCUCUACGACCCUUGCAGCGGUCUCUAUGACUCUGCUCAAUGCUGUGCUACCGAUGUUCUCGGUGUAGCAGAUCUCGACUGCAGUGCCCCCAGCGCAGUUCCUCUCACCGCGCUUGAGUUUGAGGCAACCUGCGCUCUCAGUGGACAGCGAGCACGCUGCUGUAUCCUACCUGUCCUUGGCCAGAGCGUCCUUUGCCAGACCCCCGUUGGAGUUUAAGAGACGAUUUGAAAGGCAUCAUGCAAGGCUUCUGGGGAAAAGGCAACACUCGGAUAGAAGUUAUUUCUCUUCAAAAUACUUCGCCUCGUCAAUAGCUUCUUAGUGUGGGCCUCAGUCAUGGCAGGUGUGACGAAGCAGUUGUGAUGGAUUGUCGGCCUUUUAAAUAUUUGUAAUUGAAAGUGGAAACUUUUCCAUCCUUCACGAAUACUUGACUUUUGGUAAUCGCGUGAUUAUAUUAUUGUGCAAUUUUUGAUAUCACGCAUUCCAU
Daldinia loculata is the source of this 738-nucleotide messenger RNA. Its product is annotated as cerato-ulmin. Bases 168 to 470 code for a protein of 100 amino acids. NCBI's taxonomy places the organism in Eukaryota, Fungi, Ascomycota, Sordariomycetes, Xylariales, Hypoxylaceae. Gene Ontology annotation, cellular component: extracellular region. The record is from RefSeq and is a predicted model, not a curated record. The transcript has 3 exons.